GGGCAUCGAACAACACACGGCCCACAGCCCCAGAUGUUGAUGAUGAGAAUGCACCCCCCACGAAUUCGCUUUUCGAAGGUAUGGGGACGCCAGAUCCCAAAAAAUCGUACAGAUCUUCCAUCAUCGGAGGGUUCCAUCCCUCGACCCCAUCAUCACCAUUGCCUCAGACGCUUACGCCUUCUACUCCUGCGACCUCGUCUUCGAGAGCUGCCACGACCGUCAUCGUUUUCGGGUUUCCUCCUGAGUUAAAAUCCGAAAUUAUACACUACUUCGCCUCCUUGGGUGACAUAAUAUCUGUAGAUCCUCCAAGGGAUGCUCCUCAGCUGCAGAACUGGGUAACCAUCUCCUACAGGAAUAGUUUUGAUGCAACACGAGCAGUGAGGAAAAGUGGGGAAGUGUUCAAUGCUGCCGGCAAUGGUUGGAUGAUUGGUGUGAAGUGGGCAGACUCGCCCACCUACACUGAAAGCGUUCCCUCGUCAUCAGCCGAGAUCCCUUCUCGUCCCUCGGUCAAUGGCGUCAACUCAAAUAUUGGUACUCCUGUAGUUCUAGCACCUUCAUCCUCGGCGUUCAGGAGCUUCCCGGUUGGUGCAUCCACUUCCAGGGAUUCAGGCUGGGACUUGGCGCUUAAAGAGGCAGGCAAGAAACAGGAUCCAGCCAAUGGUGGUAACGGCAUUGUUUCAAAAAUUUCAGAGCUUAUAUUCGGCUGGUAGCCUACCUACUACCCCUGACGUUCCUUCAUCUCGAUCCCCACCGUCAUGUAAAUCCACACUACUUAGUUUCGGGUAUAGGAGUGACAUUGCAUGGACGUGACCG
Cantharellus anzutake is the source of this 813-nucleotide messenger RNA. RefSeq lists its product as uncharacterized. Gene Ontology annotation, biological process: nuclear pore organization; regulation of DNA-templated transcription; NLS-bearing protein import into nucleus. Bases 81 to 710 code for a protein of 209 amino acids. The transcript is spliced from 4 exons. Gene Ontology annotation, cellular component: nuclear membrane; nuclear pore nuclear basket; nuclear pore central transport channel. The record is from RefSeq and is a predicted model, not a curated record. Gene Ontology annotation, molecular function: single-stranded DNA binding; structural constituent of nuclear pore; phospholipid binding. Lineage: Eukaryota; Fungi; Basidiomycota; Agaricomycetes; Cantharellales; Hydnaceae.